CCCAAAUUGAUUUUUGUUUCCGAAGCUCACUGAAAAAUAUCACACAGAACAGAGAGAUACAGAGAGAGAGAGAGAGAGAGAGGCAUCUCCGGAAGUUCCAUGGAGACUGCAAUCUGCGGUCGAGUUGCUCUUUCCCCACAUCACGUUCUCAGCAAAUCGGGGGAUAGACAUUACUUUAAUAAAAAAUGCUCUCACAGAAGCAGUUUAACGACAAUGUCCACCACUGCAUUAGGAAAGGGUGGUGGGUUGUUGGAGAGGCCAACCGUAGAGACAACACCUGGUCGGGAGUCUGAAUUUGAUGUGAGAAAAUCAAGGAAAACAGCCCCUCCAUACCGUGUGAUGUUGCACAAUGAUAAUUUCAACAAGAGGGAGUAUGUCGUCCAAGUGCUCAUGAAGGUUAUCCCUGGAAUGACGCUAGACAAUGCCGUUAACAUCAUGCAGGAGGCACAUUACAAUGGCCUCUCGGUCGUGAUUAUAUGUACUCAAGCAGAUGCAGAAGAGCACUGCAUGCAGCUAAGAGGUAACGGGCUUCUGAGCUCUAUUGAGCCUGCCAGUGGUGGAUGCUGAAGUUAACAAUGAUGGUCAACUUCUCUAUAAUGCUCUUUGUAGUAGUUGCAUUCGGCAUCUGAGUAUAGAGUCAACUCUUAUGUAUAUAGUAGAUGGAAAACGCUCAUAGUAAUCAAAAUGCGACUCCCAUAUUUCAGAAACUA
Syzygium oleosum is the source of this 710-nucleotide messenger RNA. Its product is annotated as ATP-dependent Clp protease adapter protein CLPS1, chloroplastic. Gene Ontology annotation, biological process: protein catabolic process; proteolysis. Bases 100 to 567 code for a protein of 155 amino acids. The record is from RefSeq and is a predicted model, not a curated record. The transcript is spliced from 3 exons. NCBI's taxonomy places the organism in Eukaryota, Viridiplantae, Streptophyta, Magnoliopsida, Myrtales, Myrtaceae.